This is a messenger RNA of Peronospora matthiolae, 3015 nucleotides long. NCBI's taxonomy places the organism in Eukaryota, Oomycota, Peronosporomycetes, Peronosporales, Peronosporaceae. The record is from the annotation of a GenBank genome assembly.
AUGGGCCUGUUUAACUUGCUCGCGCUCACCGUCGAGACGUUGGUGCUGGGCGUGUACGUCGUGGUCCCGCUCACGUCUUCAAAUGGCUACACUCUUCUUGUCUCUGACGUGCGAUUUGCACUGCAGUUUCAUCAGUCGUUGGCGCUCCAGGCGCUGCUGUCGGUGCUCCGUCUGCUCCUGUUUGUGUACAUCAGACGUCGCAAUAAGCGCGUGCCGUCGACGCGGUGCUUUGUCUUCGUCGUCUCGCUGGUAGAAGUCGUAGUCUGUGCUCUGGGCUCGCUGCAGCUGCUGCUGUAUCUGGAUGGCAAGCACGUUGAUACGUUUUCCAAGUACCGUCGGGUCUCCUGGGGCGGUCUCUACAUUAUUGCGCUUGGCUUGAUGGCAAUUCUAAGCACGAUGCUGCAGCUGGGGUACAUCCUACAGCUUAACAAGAGUCGUGGGAGGUUGUCCGAUGACAAGCUGCUGAGGGAUGUGUUGGGGGAGACGCCGCGGGCCAAGUGGAGGUCCAAGUGGGCCACGCUCGGUAAACAAUUGGCUGGACGACAAAAGCACAAGGACACGACAUUUGAAGCAAUGGUGAGACUUUACGCUCAUCAAGACGGUGCCGUGGAUCAAUUGGCGGCGUCAUCGGAUCAAGAUGAAGGCGAGUUUGAGUUUUAUCUACCGCAAUUGUGCGGCUUUCUACUCCUAGGAGCGUUUGCACGAUCUCCACAGUUGUAUACAAUGCUACUGCGGAAAUGUAGUGUGUCGUACGUGUUUGCACACAAAAUGCUGUGGUACUUGCAGUCAUGCUGCCUAAAAAACCCAGCUUUUGUCUCGGAAACUGAUGUGCAGCGUGUACAGAAAUUAAUCAAAGAUGUAGCGGAGUAUGGUGCCGUGCCAGCUGUGGCAUCUGCUGGUCCGCUAAGUCCGGCUAACUCGGAGCUCUAUCAGUUGGGCGCAGGCCGCGAUUCAGACGGAGGUGAAAAUUCGCGAGAAGAUGAAGCGCUGUUGCCUGGAUUGCGAGAUGACCAUUACGCUACUUUUGAGGAGACGAAUGAUAUUGAGAGAGGACUAGCGAGCUCUACAUUACCUAGUAUGCCUCACAUCCCUGGUACUGAGCCUUUCGAGCUCGAGACCGCAUUUUUGCGCUCUUUAGCAAAUGUGUCGUCGAAUUUGCGUGCUGUAGCGUACAACAGUCGCAACGACAUGCUUCGUGUUUGGCUGCAAGACUUGGAAGCUCAGUACUUGCCCAGCAAUUCGCUUUAUCUUCCGGUCGGGAACUCCUAUCAUCGAUUGAAGCACAUCCAUGUCGACGAAAGUUUUACUUUUUCGACACGGGAACGUGUACCAUUUUUAUUGUGCGCUGAGGUUGUGGACUACCCGUCUUCUCAACAAGAGCACGCCGCUCGGAACAAAGGCCGCCGUAGUAUGUUUAACGGCCGUCGCUUCACGCUGGGUUUGUGGGAUGCUGGUACUAAUCCAGACUCGACUUCAAAUUGCGCGUCUGCGGAGUGCACGCCGUUGAUGUCACCCGAUGCUUCUAAGCUUGGGUUUUGGAGUGAGUCGCGCAUACUCAACAGCCCAACCAGACUUCGGUCGUUUUCACACCACAUUUCCAACAAGAUGGCACAACCAACAGAGCUGCUGCAUGGUCUACUUAACUCGCUUGCCGGUAAGAACUCUGGGAGUAAGACUUACGAUUCAAAGGACGAGGCUUUGUUGAGUAAGGCGGAAAGUCACGAGUAUGACGAGGACACGACCUCUUCUUUUCGUAACUUGCCUGAAAGAUGUCAGAGUCAGCCAUUUUUUGAGAGCUUAGGUGCGUUCUCGAAGCAAACAGAACGCGUUCAUACGAGUCCACCGGGGCUUCAAUUCGCGGCUCCUUCAUCUAUCGUGCCCAUUUCCACAGACGUUGGUGUGAGUGACUCGGAGAGCAAUGGAAGCGGGCCGUGGUCACCACAUUCAGACACGGCGCAGUCGCCUCAGUCGGAAAGCUCGGCGUGCUCAGCUCAUCAUCUUGUACGCCUUGACAGUACUGAUCAAUUUUUGCAAGAUCUGACCGAGCGUGACUCGAAGCUUGAGGAAGCUGAGAAAGCUGAGGAUACUGGUCUGCCUUCUGAGAAGUGUCGUCAGACUGUGGGAGGUGAGCCACCUUGCGUGAUUUUUAAGGAGCGAUGGGCGGACAAGGAACGUCGUAUUCAAGCGACAUCCCCCUACGGACAGCUUCCAGGCUGGCGAUUGUUGCCUGUGAUUGUUAAAAGCGAUGACGAUCUCCGUCAGGAACAGUUGGCUUUGCAACUGAUCCGCCAGUUUGCGAAGGUAUUCGAAGAAUUCAAGGUACCUGUUUUCAUCCGACCGUACGAUGUGAUUGCCAUAUCUGCUACUUCGGGACUUGUGGAGGCAAUCUCGGACACGAUAUCAAUUGACUCGCUGAAACGCAACGAUCGCGAAUUCACGACGCUGUUGAACUUUUUUACCAGACAUUUUGGUGAUCCUGGGACGCCUGGGUUUCAUCGGGCUCGGUCGAACUUUGUGAGUAGCAUGGCUGGCUAUGCGAUCGUGUGCUAUCUUUUACAGAUUAAAGACCGCCACAACGGCAACAUUUUGCUGGAUGCUGAGGGCCAUAUUAUCCAUAUCGAUUUCGGCUUCAUUCUGGCCAACAACCCGGGCAACAUGGCCUUUGAGCAGGCUCCUUUCAAGCUGACGGCCGACUUUGUCGAGCUUAUGGGCGGUCCGCGUUCCGCACAUUUUCGUCGGUUUCGGUCGCUUUGCGUGCGGUCAUUCCUUGUCGCACGGAAGUAUCGUCACCGAUUCGUUUUGCUUGUGGAGAUGAUGCUGCAUGGCAAUGAACAUCUCCCUUGUUUCGGCGGGGAUCCUAAGUACACUGUCGAGCGCCUCGCCGCACGCUUUCAGCCAGAUUUGGAUAUCAACUCUUGCGAGGACUUUGUGCAUGAACUCAUCGAUGCAUCACUCGACAACUGGCGCACACGCUGGUAUGACAAGUACCAGCGCUGGAUUGUCGGUGUCUUUUGA